AUGACAUUUGAACCAUAUGCGGGUGGCCCCCGCGCCAACGGGCCUGAGGAUCUAGAUCUGACCCCUCCAGAAGGUCGUGAAGACUCAGCACCUGUAUCCAGCCGGUCUUCAAUGUCCUACACAAGGACAUACUCAACACCAGCGACCGGGGCACAAACCCCCGAUCCACUGAUGGGCCACAAGAUCGUGGACAAAGUCGCCCUCCAAGACCUUUCCAUAAAUGACAUCGGGCGAGAAAUCAACGAGAGCUACGCCCUCGAUACAACAAGCAAAAUGAAAAACAGAAAACACGCAGACUCAGUAUCCCAUUCUCAUCCCGAUAGCGACGAAGAAUCGGGAUCCCCGAUCCGCACGAAGCAAGGAAUCCCACCCGAGCUCUCAAGCUUCACAGCAGAGCUCAUCCUAAUCUUCGUCUGCUCAGCAGGCCUAAUGCUCUUCUCCUUCUUGCUAGGCGACAUGCUCGCUCCACAAGAACAAAUCAAAACAGCCCUCGGCAUCACAAACACUGAACUCCCCUGGGUCGUCGGCGCAUUCAACACAGCAAACGGCCUAUCGGUAGUAAUCUCCGGCUCACUAACAGACCUAAUGCCCCCAAAGCUCCUAAUGGUCGGAGCCUUCGCCUGGCUCGCCGUAUGGAACCUAAUCGGCGCAUUCGCCCUCCACCCAUCCCGCUAUGUCCUGUUCUUUGUCAUGCGCGCCAUGCAGGGUCUCUCCAUCGGCGUCCUAGUCUCAGGAAGCAUGAGCAUCCUCGGUCGUGUCUAUACACCCGGUGUUCGCAAGAACCGUGUAUUCUCCGCAAUGGCCGCGACAGCUCCGUUCGGGUUCUCUCUCGGCGCUCUACAGGGUGGAGCUCUGUACCAACACCUCCCGUGGAUCUUCGGCUCAAACGCCAUUAUCUGCAUCCUGUUGUGUGCGGCUGCUUGGUUCGCCAUUCCACCUCUCAAACCUAUCGCGGAUGUAUCCGGUAAAGAGGCACCGUCGAUCAAGCAAUUCGAUUACAUCGGCGGUUUCUGCGCUGCUGGCGGUUGUGUGUGUCUCUUGUUCGGAUUAACGCAAGGCCCUGUCGCAUCGUGGUCUCCUUACACGUAUGUCCUAAUCAUCGUCAGCGCCCUGUUGUUCGCCGGGCUCUUUUUCGCGGAACGCAACGCAGUUCGCCCUCUCAUCCCUAACCGUCUUUGGCGCACACCGGGCUUCACUCCACUGAUGAUCGCAUAUUUCCUUGGUUUCGGGUCUUUCUUCGGCUGCUGGCAGUUCUACGCCAUUCAGUUCUGGUUGCGUAUCCAACACGCCACUCCCAUUGCUGUUGCGUUGUAUCAUAUCCCCAAUGCACUGGUCGGUGUCCUGGCGACGUUGAUCGUCGCCCGCACUCUGCACCUCGUCCCGGGUCACUAUAUUUACGCGGUAUCUAUGCUUGCAUUCACGCUUGGUCCGGCGUUUUUCCUGCCACAGACUGCCAACACCAGUUACUGGGCGCUUUCGUUCCCGGGUAUUUCGCUGGUAACUUUCGGUCCUGAUCUUGCUUUUGCAGCGGCGUCGAUCUUCAUUACUAGUAAUGUUGAGCGGUCAUAUCAGGGGAGCGCGGGCGCUUUGUUGGUUACGAAUCAAAAUCUUUCGUCGGCGAUUAUGACUAGUGUUGCUGAUGCUAUUGGAACUCGUGUUAGUCGGGGUCCGGAUGGGGAAAUUGGUCUUGAGGGGCUGCAUGCUAUUUGGUGGUUUGCUCUUGCGGCGCAGUUGCUUGCUGCGUUAGUCACGAUUAUUUGGGUUAGGAUUCCCAAGGAGGAGGAGAAGGAGCAUGUUACUUAA
Penicillium griseofulvum is the source of this 1803-nucleotide messenger RNA. Its product is annotated as Major facilitator superfamily domain, general substrate transporter. Gene Ontology annotation, biological process: transmembrane transport. Gene Ontology annotation, molecular function: transmembrane transporter activity. Gene Ontology annotation, cellular component: membrane. NCBI's taxonomy places the organism in Eukaryota, Fungi, Ascomycota, Eurotiomycetes, Eurotiales, Aspergillaceae. The record is from RefSeq and is a predicted model, not a curated record. The transcript has a single exon. The coding region runs from base 1 to 1803 and encodes 600 amino acids.